Protomyces lactucae-debilis is the source of this 318-nucleotide messenger RNA. Its product is annotated as PDCD5-related protein. Lineage: Eukaryota; Fungi; Ascomycota; Taphrinomycetes; Taphrinales; Protomycetaceae. The coding region runs from base 1 to 318 and encodes 105 amino acids. Gene Ontology annotation, cellular component: cytosol; nucleus. The transcript is spliced from 2 exons. Gene Ontology annotation, molecular function: DNA binding. The record is from RefSeq and is a predicted model, not a curated record.
AUGUCUGCAGAAGAGCAAGCAGCCCAGCGCGAGCAAGAUGCAAACAAUCGUUUCAACAUGCUGUCUCAGAUUCUGGAUCAGCAAGCAGCGCGCGAUCGAUUGCAGAGGAUUGCAAUUGUCAAGCCAGACAGGGCGAAAGGUGUAGAAGACUUGAUUAUCCGCAUGGCACAGUCUGGUCAGGUCCGUCAGCGCAUCACAGAACCAGAGUUGGUUGGAUUGCUGGAGGAAAUUGCAGGACAAGAGGGUGCCAGGCAGCAGACCAAGAUUAUCAACGCACGACGACGAGACUUGGAUGACAGUGAUGAUGACUGGAAUUAG